Messenger RNA from Xenopus laevis (African clawed frog), 1403 nucleotides. RefSeq names its product upper zone of growth plate and cartilage matrix associated S homeolog (gene ucma.S). Lineage: Eukaryota; Metazoa; Chordata; Amphibia; Anura; Pipidae. The record is from RefSeq and is a predicted model, not a curated record. The transcript has 5 exons. Gene Ontology annotation, cellular component: extracellular matrix. The coding region runs from base 612 to 1028 and encodes 138 amino acids. Gene Ontology annotation, biological process: embryonic skeletal system development; regulation of osteoblast differentiation.
CCUCUAUGUGGGCUGAUUGGGCCUCUGUGUACCUGAAAUGCCAGGGCCUAUUUUAAUUCUCAGUCCGGACCUGCUAGCAGCCAAUGAUGUAUCAAAUGGGUAUGGAGUAUUGACUAAUAAAAGCAAGCAAAGACAUGUUAGCUCACAAAAGGACAUUGCAGGCUUGGACUGGCAAUCUGUGGUUUCUGGAAAUGCCAGGGGGGAUACUGUAAGAUACCAUAGACAUUUACUAUUCCUUGUGCCUCUAGGCCUUGCUGGGCUAACGCAUUGAGACAAAGUAAGGAGUGCAUUGUUACUGGUUGCAAAUUAUUACUUAUAGUGGUACACUGAGAUACAAAAUUGCAACCAUGGUUAUAAAAUGAUGGCAAGUUAAAAUUUAAAGCUAUGUCAAAAUGAUGGAUAUUGUGUUGGUGCAGUAUACCUCUCUAUGUGACUUGUAAGAUUGAAUGGAGUUUAAAAUCCUAUGGGACUAGAAGAAUUCAGUGGCCAGACCCCUCCUCCUCCAGUAACAUUCCUGCUACUGCCUCACCUUCCUAUCUGACACAUGAGAAAUCCGUGACUCUCCCUCAGUCCCUUGCAGAAUUUUACAGGACAACUUAAAACCAGAAAGGAUGAACGGGAAACAAGUCCUAUUUCUUAGCUGUGCUGCAGCAAUUGUGUUACUGGCAGUUUUACAUGAAGGCGAAAGUGCUGCAGUUAGAACCAAAGAUGAUCGUGCCCCAGACCCGAAAGAAAGUUUGAAGAGUAAGAUUUUUAUGCAAGGAUCAGAGGCUUCCAAUUUUUUCAAGAAGCGUGGCAAGAGAUCAACCAAGUCUCAAGAUGAAAUAAAUGCUGAGAAUCGUCAAAGACUGUCAGCAGAUGAACGUAGAAGAGAGUACUACGAAGAGCAAAGAAAUGAAUUUGAGAACUAUGUAGAGGAACAGCAAGAUGAGCAAGAAGAGCGGAGCCGUGAGCAGAUUGAACAGUGGCGCCAGUGGCAUUACGACGGCCUGUCUCCUUCCUACCUUUAUCAGAGACAGAACAUUUAACUUCCAUCAAGCAAAAACAUUUUUUAACACUUUUUUUUUAAUCGAACAAAAAACUGUCAUCGAGUAAGACUGAAAGCCAAGUGGAACAUCUAAGGCUCAGUGUACUAUUAUAGUUAAUGUUAUAGUUCUUAUGCUUUGCUGUAUUUCAUCCAUGGUCAGUAAAUGAUAAAGAACUCGCUCAUAUUAUUAUGUUGGAAAAAUGAUUGCCUUUUUUCUUUACUUUGCAAAAGAAAAUGCUAUUUAGAGUAUAAAAGUAAUAUUUAGAAGUAUCCAGCACUAUUACUGGUUUCUCUGAAAUGUCACAUUUUUCUGAGAAAUUCUUUCUCAGACAUUAAAGGUAAAUGUUUUGCAUGUCAUAUUAAAUUUUGCACUAUA